CACCCAGAGGAGACUUCCUGGAGGAGAAGAGCUGGGUCCUCCUGCAGGAGAAACCCCUCCAGUGCUGGGGAGGAAAACUCAUACCGGGGGCUGAUACCUGAAAGCGCUUUUUGCUCUCCCGUGAACUUCGGAAGCAGCGGGGACAUCGCCGGGCCGGGAUCUGCCCCAUCUCCUCCCUUCUGUAUCUGCACACCCUGCAAAUGCAGAACCCGGUACAGAACGAAGGCAUCGCUGACGUGUGGUCCAAACGUGUGCGGGAGAGGAGGAAGAGACUGCAGAUGGGCACCUUGGAUGAGUUUGAUGCGCUGGAUGACAGCCUGACCAGCCUCAUGUGGCUGCAGGACUUCUCCAUCACCAGUGCCAGCAUGGGCAAGUCUUCCUGCUGCCCCACUGGGCCGGACCCCCACGACUAUCAGAAGAUCCCCAGCUUUGCUGCCCCGUGCUCACCCCUGGCCGCUGACCCGGCGUGCAUGGGCGUGCCCCACACCCCCUGCAAGCCCAUCUCUUCAUCCACCUCGAGGACAGCACACACCAUCGUGGCCAUGAACCCUCAGCUCAUAGAAGGCAUCGACUACAAGACCAACCCGCAGGCCAAGCCACCCUACUCCUAUGCCACCCUCAUCUGCAUGGCAAUGGAAGCCAGUGAGAAGCCCAAGAUCACCCUUGCUGCCAUCUACAAGUGGAUUACUGACAACUUCUGCUACUUCAGACAUGCUGAUCCCACCUGGCAGAACUCCAUCCGGCACAACCUCUCCUUGAACAAGUGCUUCAUCAAGGUGCCUCGGGAGAAGGGUGAACCAGGGAAAGGGGGAUUUUGGAAGCUGGACCCCCAGUACGCCGACCGGCUCAAGAACGGUGCCUUCAAGAAGCGGAAAGUGCCCCCUGUGCAGACCCAGCCGGCCUUCACCCAAAACACCCAGCAGGAUCCACCAUGUACCACCAGCUCAUCCUCUUUGGUUUGCACCUCCAGUAACAUCCUCAACGUCAACAUGGAGUCGCAGCAGCUGCUGAAGGAGUUUGAAGAACUCACCGAGAGCCAGAACAUGAAUCCAGUCAAUGAUGAAGUGGGGUGCAAGCACAAGAAGCCCCUGCCCAACCGAACGGCCAAGGUAGCUCGUGUUUCCAGCUCUCCCUUGCUGACCCAGGAGGAGCAGACGGAGCUGGGGUCCCUCAAAGGUGACUUUGAUUGGUCAGCCAUCUUCAGCGCCAGCCUGAAUGAAAACUUCUCAGCUUUUGAAAACCUGGAGCUCCCGCCUCCAAUCGAUCCCAUCGUAGGUGAUGUGGACUUGGAGGCACACGGCCACAUCGACGGUCCCCAGGGGCAGGAGCAGGCCCUCACCGAAUCCAACCAAACCGACCCAGACCUGGAUGAAGCCUUGAUGGCUGCAGCUUUCCUGGACAACCCCUGGGAUGAAGGCACAAACGACUGCCUCUCCAACUGUGUCAACAUUGACCAGCUCUUUGAAGCCUGUGACGCCUCUUUGCCAGCGGAGGAGGGCAACUGGACCAGCCUCACCACCCUUGUAUAAGACACCAGUCCCCAUUUAAAGCCCAUGCAGACUUUGUGCCCCCCCCCCAAAUGCUGCUGGGACUUAAAGGGACAACAUUUUCUAGAGACAGAAACAUCCACAGUGACUUUUGCCACCUUUUAAGAUUACACAUAAAAACAUUUGGGGGAGGGGGGACGAACCACCAUCACAC
This is a messenger RNA of Pezoporus flaviventris, 1701 nucleotides long. It is a transcript of the gene FOXJ1, whose product is annotated as forkhead box J1. NCBI's taxonomy places the organism in Eukaryota, Metazoa, Chordata, Aves, Psittaciformes, Psittacidae. The transcript has 4 exons. Gene Ontology annotation, biological process: regulation of DNA-templated transcription. The record is from RefSeq and is a predicted model, not a curated record. Gene Ontology annotation, molecular function: DNA-binding transcription factor activity; sequence-specific DNA binding. Bases 201 to 1529 code for a protein of 442 amino acids.